UAGCUUUCUUCCGGUUUUAAACUUUGUAGAUCGGAAAAUCAACAGUAAAUGAUUAAUAGAAUCAACAAGUGCAAUAUUAAAGACAAAGAAGUGUUAUUAAAAGAGAAAAAAUAAAAACGAAGUAUGACUUAGUUAAAGUUCUCAAGAAUUUUCCGAGAAACAAAAAUAGCUUUAGAUUGAAUGGGUGAACACAAGAUAUUUCCCAUUUCCCAUGAAAAUUAAUGUUUAAAAAUAGAAAAAAUGUGCUCAAAACGGCGAUCGUGAAUCGGCACGGUGAAAAACUGUAAAAGAGUGUGUUGAGUUUCAUAAUCUUUGUUUUUCCUGUGAGUAAAAUUAUUUGUGACAUUUCGAUGUACUAAAUGAAGUGAUCAUAGAACUUAUACAAGGAAUAUCUACAUAAAACAAUUCAUUGCGUUAUUAGUACUACCUAGUUGAAUGUUGGGAAAGCAGAAUCAUCAAAAAUAUUGGAAAAACGAUAAUAGAAAAUCAGUGUUCUCUGCUCGAAAUAGACUUGAAGAAAAAUACAUAAGGAAAAGUGACCAUAAGGAGCUGAAAAAAGAUUUGUAGCGACCGUGUUAUGCCGUCGUCAAAAAACAAGUAGAGAAAAAAGUCUAAAAUUACACACAUCACAAGUGGGUACGUAUCAGGUUGUGAAAGACGAGGAGAGGAAAACACGGAAUCUUUUUUUAUAAUUCAUACAACAAAUAUAAUUAAAAUUUAGCUAUGGAUCCUCCAAGAGAAAAUUCACCAACGACGCCAUCACGAUAUCUUAACAGUUAUCUUCAGCAAAAUUCUACGGAAAUCUUUCAACAAAAUUUUCCUCAACGUCCACUUCAAAACCAACAAUUUUACACAGCUGAUAAUUUAACAAUAAGCAAUAAAAAUUAUCUGAAGCGUCACCAUCAAAACUAUCAUAACGAUAAAAAUGAAACUGAUAGAGAGAAAAAGUUCGAUAAAUAUGAUGGCAAUAAGAAGAUUGAUGAUGGUGCAAUACAACAAGGAACUUAUGAUGGCUUCAAUAAUGAAUCUUAUUCUGGAACAAAUAUCACAACAGCAACUACUACUGGUGCAGGAUCAUCAUCAACUACCCCCGCACCUUCACAACCAAAAGCCGGCGCUAAAAGUUUAUCGAAUGGCAAGAAAACCAAAGGUCGUGUUAAAAUAAAAAUGGAAUAUAUAGACAAUAAGUUAAGGCGGUACACCACAUUUUCUAAAAGAAAAACUGGCAUUAUGAAGAAAGCUUACGAGCUUUCAACUCUCACUGGAACUCAGGUGAUGUUGCUUGUCGCCUCAGAAACUGGUCAUGUUUACACUUUUGCAACUCGAAAACUUCAGCCAAUGAUAACAUCAGAAGCAGGAAAAACUUUAAUUCAAACAUGUCUUAAUUCACCAGAUGUGCCUGCUGCAGCUCCAACAAGUGAUCAGCGAAUGUCAGCAACAGGUUUUGAGGAAACUGAAUUAAAUUAUAGCAUAUCAGAAAUCGGGGAUAAUCCUGGCGAUAAGGAAAAACUUUCGUUUCAGGAUGACAUUACAUCAACAGAUGAUUCUUGCUGUGAAUCAAAUUGCGAGUCGAAUGAUGAGAAUUUUGCAGUUCCCAACCAACCAAAUCAUCUGAAAUUGCAGUUACAAACGUCAAACCCUGUGACAAUAUAUCAAAAAAACGGGAAUGAAGAUAAUGCGCAGCAAUUGCUGAUUCAAACAAAGAAUCAAAAAAUUAAUGAGAAGAUGUUAGACAAUCAAAAACUGUUGUUGGAAAGUUUAUCAAAUCUACCUCAAAACUUACUCCAAAGUUGGAUACAAUCUGGACAACUUCAAGUGUCUAUUGAUGAUGGUCGAUGGAAUGCAAUCUAUUACAAUCCCUUUUGCGGUACAGAAAGAGAACUCAACACAGGAAAUCAUAACAAAGAAAAUCCCGAUAAAGCUUCUUUCAGGAAAGAUAAAACAAGAAGCAGAAUAAAGUUUACCAUCACAAUUUCGAGCUUCAUGAUUCAAAAAUUAUUCGUAAUAAUUAUGAAAUGAUUUUAUUUCCUUCUGAAAAAAAAAGUUUAUUUAAGUUUAAUUCUCCCAUUUCUUAAUUUUCUAUUUUUUUGAUUGAAACCUGUGCAUUAUCGAACUUCGACAUAUUUAUGUACUUUAAUUUGAAUUGUGAUCUUAAUUUUUUUAUUUUAAUUUGAAAUGUUUUUGUGUUUAUUAUAUGAGUAGAAUCUGAUUAGGGAUUUUAUAAUAAUUUGUCAAACUGAAAAAUAAAAACCUGUUGAAUUGUUUUGCAAACUCCUAUAGAAGGAUUAAUUUAACAAUCUUACAAAGGUGUUCAUUGUUGAAGGCAUUAAAGAACUAAUUUUCAUGUGAAGAAGAUCAUAAAGGAUUAAAUCCCUUUAAGCAGAAUUAAAAGAAAGCUACAGAAUUAAAUAAUAUUUAAAACUUUUUUCACUUAAUAGGAAAACUAUCAAAAGAUGGUUUUGAUCAUAGAGAAAUCUCAUCAUAAAUCAUUACAUUUUAUCAUUGAGAUUGCAUGUUGCAACAUGUAUGUUUAAAUAAAUAAAGCUACCUAGCAUAAAACAGCAUAAUAAUGAGCUACCUAAAAUAUCCUACUUAAAAAUUUUGGAAAUGUAUGAUAUCUCGGUCUUUUUUUUACCUUUAAAAAAAGUAAAAGCAGCGUAAUCCUUGUUUUGUAUUUUUGCUAAGAAAUUUAAAAAAUAUAAAUAAUAAAAUAAAAUCUGAUGAUUCUUUUGUCACA
Molecule: messenger RNA, 2737 nt
Organism: Clunio marinus
Lineage: Eukaryota; Metazoa; Arthropoda; Insecta; Diptera; Chironomidae
Source: the annotation of a GenBank genome assembly